Messenger RNA from Penicillium longicatenatum, 861 nucleotides. RefSeq lists its product as uncharacterized. The record is from RefSeq and is a predicted model, not a curated record. The transcript has 2 exons. NCBI's taxonomy places the organism in Eukaryota, Fungi, Ascomycota, Eurotiomycetes, Eurotiales, Aspergillaceae. The coding region runs from base 1 to 861 and encodes 286 amino acids.
AUGUUUGGGGUCAAGCGUCAGCGAGACGACGAUAAGGCGUCCGAGCUUGAUCCACAAAACAAGUGCUCCUCACUCACAAUCCUCGAAUUGCAGAAGCUUUGUCAGCCAUGGGAAACACCGGACCCUCUCCCUGAGUCUCCGAUCGACCUCGAUCAUAAUCCUUUCCGGCACCCGACCUUGACUCCCGUGGAUUCCUCUGACGAAGAAGCUACUUCCAAGAAAGCAAGCACACACGAUGCUCCGGCGGAUCCUCCGCCAAACGUCAUGGAACUCCCAUGGGCGCCGAUCGUCACCUUCAGCAACGCGUCUACAAACCCACCCACUGCCCUGGCUGGUAGCCAUGAACUCUCCUGGUUUGUGAACUCCAACGACAUGAGCAUCCCUCCUCAGUCCAAUCUGCCUCACUUUGUCCCCAUUCAAUCAAACAGUGCCAAUGGGGCCUUCGCAGCCAUUCAGAGGCCCAGCCCUGGUGCAGUCGCACACGACCCCAUGAACACCCCUAAACCAGACCCAAGCUCGGAAGGUGUCGCUCCUGAAUAUCCAGACUAUUUCAUGCGCACUGCCAGGCUCCCAAGCCCCACCAGUGAUGACGGCAAUGAUACGUCUACGAGUAGUUUUGCCCUAAGCGACACAGACAUGGCCACGUACUCUCACUCUCCUCGGUGGUCCCCAACCCCAGAAUUUCCCGAGAAUCCAGCAUUUCUUACACCCGUUUUAACUCGCCGACCCACUCCACGUGCCAUGCAGCUCUCUGAGAGUGCUGCUCCCAAGAAAGGGGCCAUUGCUAUGGGGUACCGUGCCGACUGUGAGAAGUGCCGGAACAAAGUCCCAGGGCACUACAGUCACAUCAUCCGCAAUUAA